Molecule: messenger RNA, 772 nt
Organism: Elaeis guineensis (African oil palm)
Lineage: Eukaryota; Viridiplantae; Streptophyta; Magnoliopsida; Arecales; Arecaceae
Product: glutaredoxin-C9
Source: RefSeq, a predicted model, not a curated record
AUGCGGACGGUCCGCAUGCAGCCUCGCCGGGUCAUCCGCACCUUUAAAGUAACCCACCUCGUCGUCCUUGGGGCCGUCAGUAGUGGACGGCGAUUUGACGACGUUAGGAGUCUCCGUUCGAGUCCCGAGGAAGAAGAGUCAAACGGCGGCGGGAGGAGGAUGGAUGUCGGGCUGUCGGUGGGGGAAGAGGAGGAGGGGGGAGUGUUGGUGGUGGGGAGGAGUCCGUACGAGAGGGUGGUGAGGAUGGCCAGCGGGAACGCGGUGGUGGUGUUCAGUGUGAGCGGCUGCUGCAUGUGCCACGUGGUGAAGCGACUGCUGCUGGGGCUGGGGGUGGGGCCCACCGUCUACGAGCUCGACCAGGAGCUAGGUGGCCGCGAGAUCCAGGCCGUCCUCGCCCAGCUCCUCUCCGCUCCCUCGUCUUCUUCUCCUUCUCCGUCGACGACGACAACGUCCGCCGCGGCGCAGAUGAACGCGGCCGUGCCGGCGGUGUUCGUGGGAGGGAAGCUGCUGGGCGGGGUCGAGAAGGUGAUGUCGUGCCACAUCAACGGCUCCCUCGUCCCACUCCUCAAACAAGCCGGUGCUCUCUGGCUCUAAACUACACUAAAACUCUCUCUCUUUCUCUCUCCCUACAAUAUAUAUCUAACCCCAACCCCUUUCCUCCACCUUUUUUUCCGUCUCUCUUUUCUUCUUGCUACUGUACAGUGAAAAUGUACACCCUUGGCAGUGUAACCGAUCGAGAGAUUCUGUUAAACAAGGGUUUCUUAGUAAAGUU